AUGGAGCCAAGAUCUUAUACUAAACUCUCUGAGCAUCAACUAGAUGAAGAUCACAUGACUCUUGCUAAUCAAAUCAGUAAAAAGCAAAACAAAUAUCUAUUUGAUUUGUACACUCCAUAAAAGAUAGCAAGCAAACUUGAGAAAGUCUUUUUGCUAGAAUUGGAAAACGCUUUUCAAUAAUUUCCGAAUUAAAGAAUGGGCCUUGUUGACUUUAUAACUUGCUUUCUUAGUAUAGUCAAACAUAAGAAGGAGUAACAGAUAUUUUUGGUUAGCGGCCUUAUAGACCUGUUUAUAGAAAUCACAGAAUACAAUAACACAAAAGAACUCUUCUGGGACCAUUUUACCAAUUUCUUAAUUGAAAAUGUGAUAGAAGCUGAUAUAAAUAAUAAUCUAGUCAAAUCUAAAUAUAUCUCAAUUAGCAUGUAAAAGGAUUUGCUCCCGAGGUUCUUGGAGGAAGUGAUCUCUGCUUAAGAAGAAUUGCUCCUUCGAAGAAAUAAAAUGAUAGCAAUCAUCAUAACUAAGGCAUUAGAGAUUAAUUACUCCCCAGAAUUAAGAAGAGUGAUAGUUCUGGACAACAUCACUGAGAAUCUCAUUCUCUAUGAUGAGCAUUCAUAGGUGCAGAAGAAGCUAUACACAAAUAAAGAAAAUCACAUUCUGGAUACUGCUAUUCUUUAUUUUGGAUACUCAAGAUCAGAGAAAAGAAUUGGUGCUUGUCUAUAAGACUAUACAUUAGCUUUUUGGGACAUCUCUGAUAACUUCAAAUUUGAAAAGACCUUUUCUACUAAUCUUGACGUGCUAAAUGUCUUUAUAAAAUAUAUUGAGUUUAGCGGUACUUGGAUUACAUAUGAUUAAAAGAAUGUGAUAUUUGUAUGGGAUAUUGAGAGAGAAUCUUCCAUAAAACUGCCACACAGAAAUUAGGAAAAAAUUAUGGAUAUAUGUGAAAUCCCUCACUUAAAACUAUUAGCAGCAUGCUCACUUGAUAAAAAGCUUGUCUUUUAUGAUAUAAUUGCAGAAUCUUGCGUUCAAUAGAUUCAAUUUGAAACUGUUAGUGCUCACUCUUUGGUAUAUGCUCAUGAUUUCAUGGUACUGUUGAGCGCAGCUUACGAAGAUUUCGCACUCAUUUGGAUUUUUGAUGGAAUAGAUUGUUCUAUUGGAGGAAAGUUGAAGGGUCACAAUGCUCAAAUAACUGCCAUUAAUGUACUUAUUGAUACCCCUCUAGCGAUUACAGCAGAUGAGAUAGGCUUUAUUAAGACUUGGGAUUUGAGAUAUUUUAACUGUGUGUAGACAAUACAUUUCGAGAGCAGAUAGCCUAUUCAUCAAUUCUUGAAUAUUAAUUCUAAGCUUUUUUGUGGAGCCGAAAUUAGACUUCAUUGGUUUGAGUUUGAAGAUGAAAUAAAAGUGAAUGCUAAUGGCAUCGAGAUAAAAAAUAAUCCACCAUUGUGUAUCAAGUAUAAUCAAAUGUUUGAAUAACUUGUAGUCGCUACAAAAUCUGAUGUUAGACUAAUUGAUGUACAUUCAGGAAAAACGUUGUCAAUACUUGCUAAUGUCAUUUAGCCAGAGGAAGAAAUCACUGGAAUAAAGCUAUAUCUCAAUCACAAGAAAAUGCUUCUUUGUGAUAACAAAGGCAAUCUCAAGAAUCUUUACCUUCCAAAUGGCUCUCUUUAUGCUAAUCACAUUGGACAUCAUUAAGAAAUAACGUAAAUAUAUGUAGAUUAUGCUAAUAAGUUUGUACUAACUGCAGCUUGGGAUUCUUCUAUUUGGGAUUAUGAGACUUUUAAAAUGAUUGGAGCUUGCUCCAAUGACUUUGAGGAUAUCCACAAAAUCUAAUUUCUCUACCCAUAUAAUUGUUUGAUAUCUCUAGAUACUUCCUCUCAAGUAAUAUUUUGGACUUGGGCUAAUACAAAUGCUUUUAAAUUUUUGACUCCAGCCGUCAAAAUAAAUUUAAUUUCGCCGAGAGGGAGGGCUUUGAACUGCAAUUAAAUGUUUGCACUAAGAUUAAAGCUAUUUGAUAUGGAAUUCUCAACAAAAGAGGAAUUAUCAUAGCCAUUGCCUGCAAAAUUAUUAAAAGGAAUGGAAAAUAAUUAAAAGUAAUACUGCCUUUAUUUAGCUGAUGAAAGAGGUUAAGUUUAUGCUGUUGACAUUAACCAUAUUUUGGAAGAUGAAAAAUUAAUAUUUCCAGCUAAAAAUGCAAUGAAGAGAACUAAUUACUAUCCAUUAAGAACUCAUUAUUCAAGUUCAAAUGGAAUUUUCUAUACAAUUGAAGAACUAAAGCAGCAAGUUGAAGAAAAUAUAGAUUUUCAGAAAAGUCUUUUGAUUGAUUUUCCUUCACUAGAUAUGAUUAAAUGGCAUGUUUCAUAAGAUAUGUGGUCUAUAUUUGGAGAGCUUUUAUGUGUGUCUAACAUCGAGCAUCCUCUUCCAUACAGAUGGAGAAUUAUCCUCGACAACGAUUCUAAGAGGAAGAUUAAACUGCUUAAUUCUUUAAGAAUUCUAUAAGAAAUUGGCAAAAGAUAUCCAAAUUUUUAGGUUUAGGAGUUUACUAAAAAUAUUGAGGAUAAUAAUCCUAAAAGAGAACCCUAAGUAGUUACUUUUGCAAAACUUCUUCACUAAAUAGAAGUCGAAGAUAAAGAACAAAAUAAAAAGAAUACCAUAUCACUAAAAUAGAUGGAAUUAAGAAAAAGCAAAAGAAUUUAUGCUUCAGGAACUACUGACGACUUUAUCAAUUCUAAAAAAAACAAGAAUUUAAACAAUCAAAAGCUUUUCGAAAAAGUUUCUAAUCAUGGAGCUAGCUCAUAAGCCAGACAUUAAGACUCGCAACCGUAAUAGGAAAAGCAAAAUUUUGGACCAAAUUUUAGCAUCAUCGAAAAAAUUGAAAUAAUGUUAUAAAAAGAUCCAAAAGAAACCUAGAAUAAAUAAGUUUUGAUAAAGAGAUUCGAUGAAGACUACAAAAAAUUCUAGAAGCACGGUGAACACUUCCUAGAAAGAAUAUAACCUCAUUAUGUACCUACAAUAAAAUACUAAGAAAUACCCAGUGUUUAAUUUGAUACAGUUAGCAAGAAUCUAGGCAACAGUACACUACAAUUGACUGAGAUUUCUCAAUAUAAAAAUCCUAUGCUGAAUACUUCUAAAUCUUCAAAUUCUUAGAACUUUACAUUCAAUCUUAAUAAUACUAGAUCAUCCACAAGUUUAUUUCCAAGAGAGAACAAAGGAGAGAAAGAAAUAGAGUGGCUAAAAUAUGCUAUUGUGAGAGAAGAGACACUUCCGAAUAUAUUGAAAAAUAAUGUGGGAAUGAAAAAUUACAUCAGCAAUGUGCCUUACACUAAAGACGACUCAUUUUAGAUUCCAAAUCUUGUGAAAAGAGGGCAAAGAAAAUAAUCUCAAGGAUAGUUUAAGCAAGCCAUCAAAUUUUAGGCAGUCACAAGCGACAAUAACAAUGAAAAACUAGGAAUCCCUGUUUUCUAGAGGAAGAUGCAGAGCAAAGAAAAGAAAAUGAAAAAGCAAAAAUCAGUUAGGGUUCUUGGGGAUAUAUCAUUGCAUUCUCCAGCCUCUUAAACUUAAAAUAGAAAUCAUCUACAGUCUCAUAUGAUUCUCCCUUCAGUUUCAACCAGAGUUACAAAGCUUACAGUACCAACAUCUCCCGCUGAAAGAAACCAUUUGUGA
Messenger RNA from Stylonychia lemnae, 3657 nucleotides. NCBI's taxonomy places the organism in Eukaryota, Ciliophora, Spirotrichea, Sporadotrichida, Oxytrichidae. The record is from the annotation of a GenBank genome assembly.